Messenger RNA from Arabis nemorensis, 552 nucleotides. Lineage: Eukaryota; Viridiplantae; Streptophyta; Magnoliopsida; Brassicales; Brassicaceae. The record is from the annotation of a GenBank genome assembly.
AUGGCUACUUCUCUCAUCUUCCUCCUCCUCGUUACCUUAACCUUUUCAUCAUCAACCCUAAUCUCAGCCAAAUCCAACACAACCACAAUCGAAACAACUUGCAAGAACACAAAGUACUACAAAUUCUGUGUCUCAGCUCUCAGAUCCGACCCAAGAAGUCCCUCAGCCGACACAAAAGGUCUAGCCGCCAUUAUGAUCGGCGUUGGUAUGACAAACGCCACCGCAACCGCCACUUAUCUCGCUGGAAACCUAACAUCCACCGUUAAAGACACCGACACCAUCCUUAAAAAUGUCUUAAAAGAUUGCUCCGACAAGUAUAAACUCGCCGCUGAUUCUCUCCGGCUAACGAUUCAAGAUCUUGAAGACGAAGAUUUUGACUAUGCUUACAUGCAUGUGUUGGCGGCGGCGGAUUAUCCUAGUGUUUGCCGGAAUGUUUUCCGGCGAGUUAAAGGUUUGGCUUAUCCGGCGGAGAUUCGCCGGCGUGAAGUGAGUCUGAGACGUAUAUGUGGUGUUGUCUCCGGGAUUCUUGACCGGCUUGUUCAAUUAUCUUAA